Messenger RNA from Parasteatoda tepidariorum (common house spider), 1004 nucleotides. RefSeq names its product myosin regulatory light chain sqh. Gene Ontology annotation, molecular function: calcium ion binding. Lineage: Eukaryota; Metazoa; Arthropoda; Arachnida; Araneae; Theridiidae. The record is from RefSeq and is a predicted model, not a curated record.
AAAACUUCUUAAUUGGUUUCGGAAGAAUAGCGUCUGCUGUAAGGAAUUUUUUGUUGUGGUUGUGACGCUGUUUGACCUCACUGCAUUCAUUCCUAAAAGGGUAAUCAAAACUUUUAUAGGGGAUUUCCUUUUUUGGUUUUGCUCUAGUUAUUGUAAUAUCAACUUUCAUUAUAACUCACAUUUUCUGUAUAUUAUUUACGAGCUACCAUAGAGACGAUCAAACCUGAAUUUUUAUAUUUGCUUGAUAAUCUUCUAUCCUGUUUUAAAAAUUCAUUAAAAAGAAAACAUGUCAAGUCGUAAAGCAAAAGGCAGAAGUACUACAAAACGAAGAGCUCAGCGAGCAACUUCCAAUGUUUUUGCGAUAUUUGAUCAAGCUCAAAUUCAAGAGUUUAAGGAAGCUUUUAACAUGAUUGAUCAGAACCGUGAUGGUUUUAUUGACAAAGAGGACUUGCAUGAUACUCUGGCAUCCUUAGGAAAAAAUCCUGCAGAUGAUUUUUUGGAAGGGAUGAUGAAUGAAGCUCCAGGUCCCAUCAACUUCACAAUGUUUCUUACUCUAUUUGGAGAACGUCUCCAGGGAACUGAUCCUGAAGAUGUUAUCAAAAAUGCAUUUGCUUGUUUUGAUGAGGAUAAUAAUGGCAUUCUUCAUGAAGACAAAUUAAGAGAGCUUUUAUCUACCAUGGGGGAAAGAUUUUCUGAAGAAGACAUUGAUGAAAUGUAUCGAGAAGCACCAAUUGACAAAAAUGGGAUGUUUAACUACCUGGAAUUCACCCGCAUUUUAAAACAUGGUGCUAAAGAAAAAGAUGAGGAUUAAGUCACCAUUCUUGAGAACCGAUUCUUUACUGCAUUUAAUUUAUACUUUUGUACAAUUUUCUAUGCAAUUUAAAUUUAUACUAGAUUUUAUUACAUUUUAAGAAUCUCAAGCAGAUAAUAUUUGUCUUGUUACAAAAUUUUUUAGUGGCAAUAUAAAGCUGUUGUUAUAUUUAAUAAAUUUUUAUAGCUUAUAA